Babesia bigemina is the source of this 1428-nucleotide messenger RNA. RefSeq lists its product as hypothetical. The transcript is spliced from 6 exons. NCBI's taxonomy places the organism in Eukaryota, Apicomplexa, Aconoidasida, Piroplasmida, Babesiidae. The coding region runs from base 1 to 1428 and encodes 475 amino acids. The record is from RefSeq and is a predicted model, not a curated record.
AUGGAGCCUUUCACAGUUGUGGAGGUGUUGAUAUGGCUCGUGCUGAUAUCGCUGGCAUUCCCCGGCGUGUUUCUGCGCGCGCUGCUCAGGUUUUAUUGGUGGCUCAAUGCCAUCCCCGAGGGCAGCAGAAAGGGGCACCCCAACGCAAUGCCAGUGCUUAAUAUCGUCUUCCUCACCGACAUCGUCCAGUCGAUGUUGUUCCCGACUGUGGUCGAUAUGUGCCACAUUGUGAUGUUCAACGACCGCGUAUUCCUUAGUUGGAUUACGGCAGUACAUCACCUCGGUGCGGCGGUCGGUGGAGUGAUGGCUUGGGUGGUGUCCUACUUGCAACUGGAUAGGCACUUCCACAACAUUCCCAAGUUUGCUUCAGUGCUGUUGACGGCGCACAUGGUGUAUUUCCUAAGGGUUUUGCGGAUGGACAGCAUGCUCUCCCAUAUUUUCUGGCACGGCCUGUACUACGUGAUAUACUCGUUCCACCAGAUCGCAGUCUUCAACACGCUGGUCACGUCAGUGGGUAAACGCGAAACGGGGUGUUAUAUGACGCUGUCAUCGGCUGUUGCUAAAUUGGGUAACAUCACAGGUCCAGCUGCACUCAUCAUGGUUUCGACCCUCGACUCCACCAGCUUUGCCCGCUUGAACGCACCUUUUCGCCUGAAGAACGCGGAGAUCGCAUACAUGGUAGUCCUGGCUCUAUGUGUCGUGCGCGUGGUGUAUACAUUCGAGCUGGUCAGUCCGCUCGAGAAUCGAUGGAAGAGUGCACUGGACGACGCCAGUUCACCCAUAUUGCCACCGAUCGAAGAGAAAAUGGCUUUGGGGCAAUCACUCACUAACCCUGAGAGCCUAGAUGCGGCAGUGGAGCCCGUAAACAAGCGGCACAGCGUUCUUCCCUACGUCAUAUUCGCCAUGAACGUGCUAUCGCUAAUUGGGGCGGGGCUCUCCAUCAGGUUCAUGUUCCUCUACAUGAUCCUCAAGUUCAACAUGGAAUACCGCCUCAUGUGGCUGGCCAACAUAUGUAUCCCUAUCGCAUCUACGGCCGCAUUGUUUGUGAUCGACAACCAAGCCAGGCGUUACGGAAAGCUCGUGACCAUAUUUGUCUCACAGACUAUUGGGCUGAUGCUGUUGUACGCUUUCACCAAGGUCGAAGACCCCAAGUUGGUGCUGGUCAUUUACGUGCUGAGGGCCACCUUCCAGAACACCCCCGCAGCUCUGAAGACAACGGUGAUGCUCAAGCACAGCAGCGACAGCGCCAACAGCUACUGGCUUGCCUCCGAACAUGUGUCGAGGGUGCUCAUCUUCGUAUCCACGAUAUUCGGCGGCCACCUGUCCAAGUAUGCGGGGCUGGAGUACUGCUUCUUGGCGACAGUGCUCUUCUACGGCGCAGCGCAGCUGCUGCUGCUUCCAUGCGUCGUCCUCUUCCCCGAUGUCUAA